GUAUCAUCGAAAAAAAAGCUAUUCAAAAGAAAAUACCUAUAAAUACAUAAAUCCGCUAAUGAUAUACAUAUAUUAAUUUGUCAAAUGUUUAUUUUUACGAGUGAUUUUUAUAGAUAUACGAUUGUGAAACGAAAAGACUAUUAAAUUAUUAUUUAUAUACUACUUAUAGGUAUCGGGCUUCAGUUCUUUGCGGUUGUGUUAACCUGAGAUUGUUUCGAAAAGCAACACAUAUGUGUCUAGCACGUUUUUCUACACACAUUACUUUUUUCCCACUAUCUUCCUCCCUUUCAUCCUUUUACCAAGCAGUAUAACAGCUGGACAGCAAUUGAUUAUGUUAGUAGCUCGGCGACAGCUGAGCGUGCUGCAGCUUAUUUUUGUUGGUAGAUUUAACUUAUAAAUCACUAUAUCAUUUUUAAAAUAUAUUAUACAAAUAAUGUAAAAUAAAAGGCAAUAUGAAACAGAAAAUAUAUACUUAGUGGCAGUAACUUUAUUAAUAUUCUUCAUACCGACAUUUAAACGAGUUAACGUGUCGAGUAAAGUGCAACAUCAUGGAUGAAUCCUACCUCCAUCAGCUUGUCACAGAACCUAUAAAAAAUCUUCUCCGAUUACAUCGUAUAAAAGAGGUAAUUUGAAGUAACUGAAUGGAGUGCAAAUACAUUGCUUAUAGAUAGAUAGAACAUCAAUACCGCAGAAACAGAAAUCUAAAGUAUUUAAACAUACAACAAUAAAGGCUCAUCAGCAUGUUGGGGAGUAUGGAGAUAUUUUCCUUUAAGACAUAGAUAAUAAGAUAAAAUGGAUGAAUUCACGAGCAUGUACAAAUCAGGCAUAUAAUCCUACUUCCAUAGAACAUGUGGCUAAUGUGGCCACUCAUGGAAUUUGGAUUGUCCCUUCUAUAAUUGGCAGUUUAGAACUUUUUCGACGUUCUAUAACAUGGACACAGUUUGUUUCUGCAUGCGUUUAUGGUACUUCAUUGAUUCUUGUUUUUGUGGUAUCCACAUUUUUCCACAGUGUCCAUUACUGUAAUCAUAACAGACAAUUAAAAGAUGCAUUGCAUCGCUGUGACCGUGCAAUGAUUUAUAUCUUUAUAGCUGCUAGUUAUUUUCCAUGGUUAAAUGUAGAUCAUUUCCCAGGUGAUAAACUACUUUUUACAAUGAGAUAUGCUGUUUGGAUUAUGGCAAUGUUGGGAAUUCUUUAUCAACAAAUUUUCCACGAGCGCUAUAAAAUGCUCGAAACCAUUAUGUAUUUGGUCAUAGGUAUUGGUCCAAGUGUAGCAAUCAUUAAUGUCAAUGAUUAUUACAACAUUGCUGAAUUAAAAACAGGAGGGUUUAUUUAUAUUUUGGGUUUAAUAUUCUUUAAAUCAGAUGGUAGAAUACCUUGUGCACAUGCAAUUUGGCAUCUUUUUGUAGCUGCUGCUGCUGGAUUUCAUUAUUAUGCAAUUUUAAAUCAUGUAUUUCCUGCAAUAAGUUCAACAGUCACAAUUGAUCUACCAAGUGUGCCAUCAUUACCCCAUAUAGUACAAUCUCAUUUAGAAAUUUAGAUUCACAUAUAAUAUUUUUGCCAUAUAUCUACAGUUUUGCAAAAAAGAAAUUGAAAUUUUCAAUGAAAAUUCAGUAAAGACUGUAUUUGGUUUUAAUCUUCCAUAUAAACAAAGUUUUUAUAGAAAAAUUUGUUAUAAAUAAGUAGACUAUAUAGAUUUCCAAUCUUUUUAUCAUUAUAAAGGAUUUUUAUCAUAAAUUAUUACAUCCAUUACAAAAAUAUGCAAAAUAAAAAUAUACAGAAUGUAAAUAUAACACUAGAGUAAAGUUAUAGUGACAGAGUAUUGGAAAUAUGAAUGAUGAAAAAUAAGUAUGAUUUAUAUAAUUUAUAAUCUACAGAAUAUUGAAAAUGUACUUCUAAUUUAUUUGGUGACAAUUGUUUUGUGUAGUUUACAAUAUGGUAAUUGUAAUUUUCAUAUAUUUAUGGUUAAUAUUAUUUAAUAUAUAUAUAUAUAUAUAUAUAUAUAUAUAUAUAUAUAUAUACAAUUAUAUAGAAAAAAAUUUGUUUAUAAUAAUAUCAAGUUUAUAUGGCAUAAAAAGAUAUGUUUCUUAAUGCAUUAUUUUGAAAAUAGAAUCGAUAAUAUUGCAUGUUUAUAUAACAGCUGACAAAUAGUGACAACUAUUAAUAACAAUACAGUUUUUCUUAAUUAUGGUUCCUUUUUUAUUAUCUAAUGUGCCAAAAUUAAUCUUGUCAUUUUUUUAAUACUAAAUUUGUUCAAUAAAUAACUAUAAUGCUACAGAGCAUUAUUGUAAAAUUAUAUAUACGAAUAUAAGAUUAUAUAUAGCCUAUUAAAAUUUUGUUUAUUAUAUAAAUUCUUUAUCAUAUAAGUUAAUUGAAUGUUAUCAUAAUUACCAUAUUUUAAUACAAAUUUUGUUUGUAUAAUUAACAAAAUAUACAUAUUUAUACAUAUUUAUGUACAUAAUACGUACAUUAACAUUGUAAAACAAUGAAAAAAAAAACAAGUGUCUAAACAUGUGGUGAUAAUACUAUAUUAUUAAAAGAAAAAGAGUACAAAACAAUUACUAAUUGAAUAUUAAAUCAUUUACUACAUGCUUUAACUGCAUAUAAUUUGCAGUGUACCAAGUAUGUAAGUAUGAAUAUGUAAAAUGUAUAAUAUUGUUGUUAUUAAUAUGAUUUUAUAUUGAUAAAAUGGUAAUUAUGUGAAAUAAAAAUAUUGUAAAA
This is a messenger RNA of Vespula vulgaris, 2718 nucleotides long. RefSeq names its product monocyte to macrophage differentiation factor 2. Bases 797 to 1537 code for a protein of 246 amino acids. The record is from RefSeq and is a predicted model, not a curated record. The transcript has 5 exons. Gene Ontology annotation, molecular function: pore-forming activity. NCBI's taxonomy places the organism in Eukaryota, Metazoa, Arthropoda, Insecta, Hymenoptera, Vespidae. Gene Ontology annotation, cellular component: membrane.